GGGGGGGUUACGUCACUGCCAUGACAACGCGGCCCUCCCCUGCGCGGCUCGGCACGCAUGAGGCGGAAGCGGUCGCCGGGGCUGUGGCGGGUAAUGGCCGGUGCGCUGCUGGCUGUGCUGGCCCUGCUCUGGGGCUCAGAGGUUUUAAAAGCAUUUGAUUAUGUCUCUCCUUGGAAGGGACAGCAACAGAUGUACAAGUUGGACAUAGGUUGGCCUAAAAUUCCAGAAUACUUCACUAGCCAAACAUUUUGUGUUGCUGUUGACUCUCUUCAUGGUUUGGUCUAUGUGGGACAAAGGGGAGACAAUGUGCCAAAGGUACUUGUAUUCUCAGAGGAAGGCUAUUUCCUUUACUCCUGGAAUGAUACAGUUGAAAUGCCCCAUGGUAUCUUUGUACUGAACACCGCAACUGAUAGUUCAGUAUGGAUCACAGAUGUUGGAACAGGGAAAUAUGGGCACACUGUGAAGCAGUAUAGCCCUUCAGGUAAACUUAUGCAGAUUUUGGGCACGCCAGGUAAUGCUGGUUCAAGUUUGAUUCCCCUACAAUUUGACCAACCAGCAGACAUCUUUGUAGAAGAAAGUGGAGAUAUUUAUGUUGUGGAUGGAGAUGGAGGAAUGAAUAACAGAUUGCUCAAACUAUCCAACGAUUACAGAGAGAUAUGGAUGGCUGGAGCAAAUGGAACUGGCAUUGGUCAGUUCAAGAUUCCUCACAGUGUAACAGUGGAUCCUGUUGGACGGGUGUGGGUUGCAGACAGAGACAACAAAAGAAUCCAAGUUUUUGACAAAGUCACAGGGGAAUGGCUUGGGUCUUGGAGCAGCUGUUUUGCAGAAGAUGGACCUUAUUCUGUCAGAUUUACUGCCGAUUACAAAUACCUAAUUGUUGCUCAGCUGAAUAUCAACCGGUUAGCAAUCUUGGCAGCACCGGUGGUUGGCUCUAUUGGGGACUGUGUUAUGAUCCAAACAAUCCAGCUGGCAGAUGAAACCAAACCACACCUUGUGGAUGUAGACAUGAGCAGUGGAGCAGUCUAUGUUGCAGAGAUUGGAGCCCAGCAAGUACAAAGAUAUAUACCCUUAAGCUGAUGGUUUCCCACAACUGCUGUGGCAUAAGCUGUGUGAUACAUAAGACCUAUAACCACAUUUCCUUGAGUUUUCUAUAGCUUGUGUUUCCUCAGACAAGCACAGAAUACU
Molecule: messenger RNA, 1185 nt
Organism: Neopsephotus bourkii (Bourke's parrot)
Lineage: Eukaryota; Metazoa; Chordata; Aves; Psittaciformes; Psittacidae
Gene: NHLRC3
Product: NHL repeat containing 3
Exons: 7
Coding region: 58-1077 (339 amino acids)
Biological process (GO): proteasome-mediated ubiquitin-dependent protein catabolic process; negative regulation of translation; protein polyubiquitination
Molecular function (GO): ubiquitin protein ligase activity; protein binding; translation repressor activity
Source: RefSeq, a predicted model, not a curated record